This is a messenger RNA of Alternaria atra, 2247 nucleotides long. RefSeq lists its product as uncharacterized. Gene Ontology annotation, biological process: endoplasmic reticulum to Golgi vesicle-mediated transport; mitotic spindle assembly checkpoint signaling. Gene Ontology annotation, cellular component: RZZ complex. The coding region runs from base 1 to 2247 and encodes 748 amino acids. The record is from RefSeq and is a predicted model, not a curated record. Lineage: Eukaryota; Fungi; Ascomycota; Dothideomycetes; Pleosporales; Pleosporaceae. The transcript has 3 exons.
AUGCCUUCGCAAGUUUCCGACGAGCAGCUAGGCGAUGCGCUGCUGCAAUCAGCCGCGCAUGGGGCGUUUCCCCAGGACGAAGAUGUCGCGUCUGCAACUGUACCUUCCAGCGCGCUUCCCAAGCUGUUAGAGGUGGUUGCUAAGGCACGAGAAGACACAAAGAACGAAGUACGCCAACUCUCAAGAGAAGCUGCUCCCGACGUCGAUGGCUGGAUAGCACAAGCACGCAAGCUGCAAGACGAUAUCAAACGCUCUCAGGAAACGGCCAAAGACAUUGUAAAACAAGCAGAAGCUGGGAAAGAAAACACAGCUCGCGUCCAGGAUGCUGCAAGCAAGGUCAGCCUGCUGCACACGGAGAUUGCAUACAAUGAGAGCUUGGCACAAGCGGUAGAACAGCUGAGAGAUAUCUCGACAUUGCUUGAUUCUGCCCAGAGUGCUGCUGUGCAUGGCCAUGUCAUGCAUGCUAUACAGACAUUGGAGGAUGCGGAUGGCGCUUUCCAGAGACUGGGAUCUUUCACGACCACGAGAGUAGUGGGUGUGUUGAAGAACAAGGAAGAGCAGCUGAAGAGAGCCAUUGUGGAAACUGUGACGGAGUCAUGGAACGGAUUGAUUUCGGUUGACAACACUAACCACAAGAUCGCACUGCAUCAAUCUAUCGAACGCGAAGCCAAGGUCGAUAUUAAUACAACGGUCGAAGCGCUUACGAGACUGGGGCUCCUUGAUAGCUUUGUCACCCGCUUGAGCCGUGAUCUUGACAAAAUCAUAAUCUUUCCCCGCCUUGCCAUGGGUACCGACCGCGUCGUAUCCGCAUUUAGAAUUCAAGAGGAUGUCAUCCAACGUGCAGGUCCGGUCAAUGAUGGAUGCGAUUGCCCGAGUGCAAACGAUGUUCCCGAAGAAAGUGCAAGAGAAAAGACUGUUGAAAGGGUCGAGACGCAAGUCAUUUCAAAAGGCGACGCGCUGCAUGCUGGGAAUGAACAAGAAGACGACUGGGCCGCUGACUGGGACGAGGAAGGAGAAGCCACAGAAGAGAAGAAAGAGACUAUCGAAGAAGAAGACAUGAGUGCCUGGGGUGAGGAUGACGAGGUAGCUGAUGACGAGUCGAAGGAGCAAGAGACCAAGGAAAAGCCAGCCGAUGCAGAGGAUGCCGAUGAUUGGGGUGCGGACUGGGAUGACGAGACCGAUACCAAACCCACUGCAACGCCGAAGCCUGCUGCAAAUACGUCAGAGCAACCGAAAACGAAUGGAAAAACUGCGUCCCAGAAACAACCGGCGCACCAGGAGGUCACACUUCGGGAGACAUAUACAGUGACGGCAAUCCCGGAUGCCAUCAUGGAAAUCAUCUUGCAGGUUAUUGUAGAAGUAGACACGCUGAACUCACCGGAGCUCGUCAAGUCCGCGAUCGCACCCGCAAGUGGAGGUCUAUAUGCCAUUCCUAGUCUCCUCCUUGCGAUGUACCGAGCUACUGCUGUGAUGCAUUACUCAAAAGAUAUUGCGAGUAACAUGCUCAUCUACAACGACUGCCAGCGGCUGUCGGAUCGUUUGCAACUCUUCCUUCAAGAACAAGCUGAGAAAGAUAAGACAUCUACGUUGCCACAGCAUUUGCAACCGUCCAGACGUCUCAAGCCGAUGCUCGAAUCUGAUAUCAAGACAAUUGACGGAUUCGGAAAGCGUGCAUAUGGACGCGAGAUGGAGUCACAAAGACAAAUCAUUAGGGAUCAUCUGGAAGAUGCGCAGGGCUUCCAGGGCUGUACUAAUGUACCCUUUGCUACAGUCUGUGAUGACGCUAUCGCCACGACCAUUGAUCGCAUAGGUGAUGUGAAGCGACAAUGGCAGAAUGUCCUCUCACACAGCGCCCUGCUUCAGUCACUUGGCUCGUUAGUAUCAGCUGUACUUACGAAGUUCAUCAACGAUGUCGAGGACAUGUCAGAUAUUGCGGAAGACGAGUCCAGAAAGCUACACGGAUAUUGUGUUUCACUUGCUACUCUAUCCCAGCACUUCCAGACCGAAGAUGGUAACGGGGAGACGAGAGACAUGGCCGGCAUCUAUACGCCCAAUUGGUUUAAGUUCCAAUAUCUGAGCGAGAUUUUGGAUAGCAGCCUCGCGGAUAUCAAAUAUUUCUGGACCGAUGGCGAGCUGAAGUUAGAGAUGGAGGCUGAAGAGGUGGUAGGCUUAAUUGAGGCCCUGUUCGCGCCUAGCGACCAUCGGAGGAGAGCUAUUGCAGAGAUCAGGAGAACCAGUAUGACAUAA